GUCCUCGGGGUUUCGCCCUUCUCGGAAACACGGGGGAGGCAGCGGCAAAGCGUCCUGCGGGGUCUCUCCAAAGGACUCUCGGAUCAGACCGGGGCAGGAUGCAGAAACCCCUGGAGAAGUCCCAAAGCUUCCGGAUCGACGCCCUGUUGGCAGAGGAACCUGCCCGCCCGGCGCCGAGCGCCUCUCCGGAGAGCUCCGCGGGUAGCCCGGGCUCCUGUGCGCGGACCGAGACGCCCUCUCCCCGCGCGCCCUCCGCCUUGGCCCCUCUGCCGCCCGCUGCCUUCAUCCCGAAGCCGGGCUUACUGAACUUGCCCCACCCGGGACUGAGCGCCCUGCCAGCCGUGUACCAGCCCCCGCUCUACCCCAUCCCGGCUCUGGCCGGGCAACACCCAGCUUUUGCUUACGCUGCCGGCUUCCCCCACUUGCCUCAGCCGGGCCCGGAGCAUCUGAAGGUGGCCACGGUCGCCGGAUCGCUCCCGCUGGAGCACUGGAUUCGCGCUGGGAUCAUGGCCCCCCGCUUUCCUGACUUUCACGCUGUCCCACAGUCUGGACUCAUGGGAAAAUGUCGUCGGCCUCGGACAGCUUUUACCAGCCAGCAGCUUCUUGAGCUGGAGAACCAGUUCAAGAUCAACAAGUACUUAUCACGGCCCAAACGUUUUGAGGUGGCUACUUCAUUGAUGCUAACCGAGACUCAGGUAAAGAUCUGGUUUCAGAACCGUAGAAUGAAAUGGAAGCGUAGUCGGAAAGCCAAGGAGCAGGUGGCACAAGCAGAGACUGAGAAACAGAGGGGGACGAGCAAGGCUUCAGAGAAACUGCUGCCCAGAGAAGCCCAAGGGCAGGAGGAGGAAGAGGAAAGUGGUGGUGACCAGUUUAGCAGGCACAGCGCCGACGUGGAAUUUCUGCACCAUAAUGCUGACAACUUCAGUUACAGCCCAGAUUCCUCAUGUUCAGAGGAGGAGGAGGAUGAGCAGAGCUCCAACCACAGGGAGAUGAGUUUGCUAUUAUGAGCAGACUAUAACCCAACAGGUAGGGCAGUGUGUGCAUCCUGGAAACAGGAUGAAGAACCAGCUGUAGCCCACAAAAAAUGGGUUUACACCCUCCUUCUGCCAAUGGACUAAAAGACUACACCUGGGCUGGUGUCCUGGGGAGACUUUGUCAAUUAAUUUAUGUGUGUUGGAGUAUAUUUAUCUUGUCAUUGUUCUAUUGGUGCAUCGGAGGGGGUAUGCCCCCAAUCUUGGUAUUCUUGCUUGGUAUCCCACCCACCUUGGUAUAAAGACAUUAUCCUCAGCAUA
Messenger RNA from Eublepharis macularius, 1292 nucleotides. Its product is annotated as motor neuron and pancreas homeobox protein 1-like. The transcript is spliced from 3 exons. The coding region runs from base 99 to 1007 and encodes 302 amino acids. Gene Ontology annotation, biological process: central nervous system development; neuron projection morphogenesis; spinal cord motor neuron cell fate specification. Gene Ontology annotation, cellular component: nucleus. Gene Ontology annotation, molecular function: DNA-binding transcription factor activity, RNA polymerase II-specific; sequence-specific double-stranded DNA binding. The record is from RefSeq and is a predicted model, not a curated record. Lineage: Eukaryota; Metazoa; Chordata; Lepidosauria; Squamata; Eublepharidae.